This is a messenger RNA of Trichoderma citrinoviride, 516 nucleotides long. Its product is annotated as thiamine pyrophosphokinase, substrate-binding domain-containing protein. Lineage: Eukaryota; Fungi; Ascomycota; Sordariomycetes; Hypocreales; Hypocreaceae. The transcript has a single exon. Gene Ontology annotation, biological process: thiamine diphosphate biosynthetic process; thiamine metabolic process. Gene Ontology annotation, molecular function: ATP binding; thiamine binding; thiamine diphosphokinase activity. The annotation marks the transcript as partial. The record is from RefSeq and is a predicted model, not a curated record.
UCCCAGCACACCCCCGCCAAGAUCAUCCACGACACCGACCAAGAGUCGACCGACUUUGGCAAGGCCAUCACCUGGAUCCGCAAGACGCAGCCCCCAGGCACCGACAUCAUCGCGCUGGGCGGCAUCGGCGGCCGCAUCGACCAGGGCCUCAGCCAGCUGCACCACCUCUACCUCUUCCAGUCCGACCCCGCCUACGCCGAGGGCCGCGUCUACCUCCUCUCCGGCUCCAGCCUCACCUUUCUCCUCAAGACGGGCACCCACCGCAUCCAGGUCCGGGAGGAUGGCGAGGAGGACGUGUUUGGCAAGCACGUGGGCAUCAUCCCGCUGCAGGAGCCGAGCCGCAUCACGACCAAGGGGCUGGAGUGGGACGUGACCGACUGGGAGACGCGCAUGGGCGGCAGGAUCAGCACGAGCAACCACGUGCUCCCGGAGACGAAGAUUGUCGAGGUGCAGACCACAAAGGACGUCCUCUUCACGAUAGCGCUGAGCUGCAUCGACGGCGAGGAGGACGGAUGA